AUGAUGACUAAAAUCACUGUAAGAACCCCAAGUACAGAUAUGCAGUCAACCCGUAUACUACCAUUUCAUCAAGUCACAAUCAUGGGUUCACAAAUUCCUCCCAAUGGGUCUGAAACAUUACCUACAGAACUUUGGCGUCAUCCGGAUCCCACUUCCACGCGCAUGUACGAAUUUAAAGAGAUUGUUAACAAGAAAUAUAACUUGAACUUGGACAGUUAUGAUGAUUUGUAUGAAUGGUCUAUUGGGAAUAUAGCGGAAUUCUGGGAGGAGACUUGGUGGCUCACGGGGAUUAGGGCGGAGAGGGGGUUUGAUAAGGUUGUUGACAAUAUUGCCCCAAUGUUUCCUCGACCCAACUUCUUUCAAGGAUCUCUCCUCAACUUUGCCGAAAACCUCCUUUACCCCGCUAAUCUUACUAUUGACCCAGAUUCUCCAGCUAUCAUCGCCGCCACAGAAUCCACUCGCAAUACUGUCUCAUGGGCCGAACUCAGAGAACAAGUUCGAAAAUGUACUAAUGCCUUACGAACGCUCGGUGUCAAACCUCAUGACCGAGUUGCUGGGUUCGUAGGAAAUCAUACGAAUACCGUGGUGGCAAUGUUAGCUGCUGCAUCUAUAGGAGCAAUAUGGACCGGUGUCAGUCCUGAUACGGGAGUUGCGGCUGUCUUGGAUCGAUUGGUGCAGAUUGAGCCGGUCGUACUUUUUGCUGACAAUGGGGUCGAGUAUAAUGGAAAGUUUCAUGAAAGUUUGACGAAAACACGUGAGAUUGUAAAGGAAUUAAAGGGGCUUAAACGAUUGAUUAUUUUCGAUACUGUGAAUCUUCCAAUUGAGAUUGAAGGGUUUGAUAUCAAGGAUGGGAAAGCAGAGACUUAUGAUGAGUUUUUGAAAAGAUGCCCAUUAGAAUUUGCACAGCUCCCACCAGAUACUCCACUGUAUAUCCUCUACUCUUCAGGAACAACCGGAAAACCCAAAUGCAUCAUUCACUCUUCUCUAGGAACUCUCAUCCAACACAAAAAGGAACACAUCCUUCACUGCGAUAUUCGUCCUGGUGAUCGCCUUUUCUACUUCACAACGUGCACUUGGAUGAUGUGGCAUUGGCUCGUAUCGGGCUUGGCUUCCGGAACCGCUAUAGUUCUGUACGAUGGAUCACCUUUCAAACCGCAUUCAAAUCUCUCCAUGCCUCUUCUCAUCCAAGAAUUAGGAAUCACCCAUUUUGGAACCAGUGCGAAAUAUCUCUCCAUUCUCGAACAAAACAACAUUCUCCCUUUGAAAGAAAACAUCAAUCUCUCCACCCUCCGCGCAAUUUACUCCACUGGCUCACCAUUAGCUCCUUCAACUUUCAGAUACAUCUACAACGCCUUCCCCCCAACUAUAAACCUCGGUUCCAUAACAGGCGGCACAGAUAUAAUCUCCCUCUUCGGUGCCCCGUCCCCUCUCUCCCCGGUUUACACCGGCGAAAUCCAGGUCCGCGCCCUCGGCAUGUCCAUCACCGCCUAUUCCCCCGCCGGAUCUCCCGUCCCAGCAGGCGAACCCGGAGACUUAGUUUGCACCAAACCAUUCCCCAGUCAGCCCACUACAUUUUUCUCUCCCUCCACCUCUCACAGUUCAGAAGCCUCUUCAAGCCCAUCUCCAGGCGAUAAAAAAUACUUCGAAUCCUAUUUCGAAACUUUCCCGGGUGUAUGGCAUCAUGGCGAUUUCAUCAAAUUCUCCCCCGCAACAGGAGGAAUCUACAUGCUGGGUCGCUCAGACGGCAUCCUCAAACCAUCCGGUGUCCGCUUCGGCUCGGCUGAAAUCUACAAUAUCCUUCUCAAACACUUCCACGCCGAAAUCGAAGAUGCGCUCUGUAUAGGACGACGACGUCCUACAGAUGACGAUGAGACGGUCGUUCUUUUCGUGAAGAUGGCUCCGGGCUAUAAGUUUGAUGAGGAGUUGAAAGAAGGCAUUAGGAAAGUGGUGAGGAAGGAAUUGAGCGCGAGACAUGUACCCGGGAUUAUCGAAGAGUGCUUUGACAUACCCGUGACGACGAAUGGGAAGAAGGUCGAGGUGGCGGUGAAACAGAUUUUGUGUGGCAUGGAUGUGAAGAUUAGUGCGAGUGUGGCGAAUAGAGAGUGUUUGGAUUGGUAUCGGGAGUGGGCGGGGAGAUGUUAG
Botrytis fragariae is the source of this 2142-nucleotide messenger RNA. RefSeq names its product putative acetoacetyl- synthase protein. Gene Ontology annotation, biological process: lipid metabolic process. NCBI's taxonomy places the organism in Eukaryota, Fungi, Ascomycota, Leotiomycetes, Helotiales, Sclerotiniaceae. Gene Ontology annotation, cellular component: cytosol. The transcript has 4 exons. Bases 1 to 2142 code for a protein of 713 amino acids. Gene Ontology annotation, molecular function: acetoacetate-CoA ligase activity. The record is from RefSeq and is a predicted model, not a curated record.